AUGGCCGUGGAAUGGCUAACAUGGCAAGGUCUUGGCGAUGUGGUAAAUCGUUUCCGGAGAGGUCUUGAUCUCGAGGAGGUUCCCUUGUCAGAGGGACCACUACUAGCUGAAACGCUCAAGAUACCAUUCACGUAUUGCUGGUCUCCUGCUCUAGUUCCUAAGCCGUUUGACUGGCCUCCUCAUAUAGACGUCUGCGGGUUCUUCUUCCGCGACCCGCCCAGUUACAAUCCCCCUAUCGAGCUGAGCGACUUUCUCGGCAAGGACAAGGGCUCGGCACCAAUCUACAUAGGAGGGGAUACAGAGCUCAAGUUGUCUAAGCUGGCCACUGGUGUGUUGCUCGAGCACCUCAAAGUUGACUACAAGAAGCUAGGGCUGCACGAAACUCGGGAAAUAUUCAUCGACAACCGCCGAUGGGAUCCCGUCACGAGUACUACUUCCGCCGCGCUUGGCGUUGGCACUGACAUGAUGGCCGCCACCACGGGCAUAUUUACUCGACCCGUUCAGGAAUACCAGCGUCAACGCCAACUCCAGUCGAUCUCCUCCGAUCUAUCGCCUGAGCCCUCUAGACUGUCUCGACCGUCAAGCGGGUCAUCCCACGGCCAAUCCCGGUCCCACUCUCCCACCCCAAGCAACCAUAGCGGGAUGAAGGUUGCAGGCAAAAUGGCACUGGCAUCUGCUUCAGGCGUUGGGGACUUCUUCAAGGCACAUGGGAGGGGCUUCCUCCUGAACAUACCGCUAGCAACGACGGAAGGGCUGCGAAAUAUGCCGAGGCUCUAUGGGGAGCACGUGCCGGAGAACGAGCGAAUCAAGGACUGGAAGUCCGGGGCCAUUGUGGGUGGGAAGAACUUUGUCACCGGGAUGGCUGGCGGCAUGACGGACUUGUUCGUGCAGCCGUACCUCGGGGCGAAGGAAGACGGAGUUGCUGGAGCAGCAAAGGGGUUGGCCAAGGGCAUGGCUGGCGUAGCAACCAAGACACUGUCAGUGCAUGCCGUCUAG
Phaeoacremonium minimum UCRPA7 is the source of this 996-nucleotide messenger RNA. Its product is annotated as putative udp- transferase protein. NCBI's taxonomy places the organism in Eukaryota, Fungi, Ascomycota, Sordariomycetes, Togniniales, Togniniaceae. The transcript is spliced from 6 exons. The record is from RefSeq and is a predicted model, not a curated record. The coding region runs from base 1 to 996 and encodes 331 amino acids.